This is a messenger RNA of Juglans regia (Persian walnut), 1876 nucleotides long. Its product is annotated as putative pectinesterase/pectinesterase inhibitor 22. Gene Ontology annotation, biological process: cell wall modification. Lineage: Eukaryota; Viridiplantae; Streptophyta; Magnoliopsida; Fagales; Juglandaceae. The record is from RefSeq and is a predicted model, not a curated record. The transcript has 2 exons. The coding region runs from base 101 to 1714 and encodes 537 amino acids. Gene Ontology annotation, molecular function: pectinesterase inhibitor activity; pectinesterase activity.
UGCCUUCAUUUAUAAAUAAUAUGUAUGUUCUUUAUUCAUUCAAAAGAACCAUAAACAAACAUCUUCCUUUCUCCUCCCUUAUCAUAGCCAAAGUUACAGCAUGGCCUUAGCCCAUUUUCUUCUAAUUCUCGUCCUUUUGCCUCACCUUGAAGCUCUCUCCCAUGGACCCUCCUCAAAAGAACCAGACCAAACCGUGCAAACCCUGAUGAUACAAGCUUGCACCAACGUUGACAAUCAUUCUUCAUGCCUCACAAAUUUGCAGGCCGAGCUGGAAACAACAGUAGGCUCUGAAAAUCCUACUAAUUCGAUCCUGAGUGCUGCCCUUAGGAAUACACUCAAUGAAGCGAGGUUAGCCAUCCAAAAGAUGACUAGGUUCACUGCUUUGUCUUUCAGUUACCGUGAACAAAUAGCAAUCGAGGAUUGCAAAGAACUUCUCGAUUUUUCGGUCUCCGAGUUGGCAUGGUCUUUAUCUGAGAUGAAGAACAUUCGAGCGGGUUUAAAGAGCGAUCAUUAUGAAGGAAAUCUAAAAGCUUGGUUGAGUGCUGCACUGAGCAACCAGGACACCUGCAUCGAAGGCUUUGAGGGCACAGACAGACACGUCGAACGUUUCAUAAGCGGAAGCUUGAAACAAGUGACGCAGCUUAUUAGCAAUGUUUUGGCUUUGUACACUCAACUACAUAGCUUACCAUUCAAACCACCUAGAACUAACACGACCAAGAAAAGUUCGGGUUUUCCGAAUUGGAUGACAGAAGGAGAUCAAGAACUUCUUAAGUCUCACCCACAUGCCAUGCAUUUUGAUGCCGUUGUCUCAUUGGACGGAACUGGUCAUUAUCGUACAAUUGGAGAAGCCAUUAACGCAGCUCCAAGCUAUAGCAAUAGGAGGUUUUUAAUAUACGUGAAGAAGGGAGUUUAUAGGGAGAACAUAGAUAUGAAGAAGAAGAAAACCAAUAUUAUGUUUGUCGGGGAUGGGAUUGGACAGACAAUUGUGACAGGCAAUCGGCAUUUCAUGCAAGGAUGGACAACAUUUCGAACUGCCACUGUUGCCGCCUCCGGGAAGGGAUUUAUUGCCAGGGACAUGACAUUCCAAAACACGGCUGGACCGGAAAACCAUCAAGCUGUCGCACUCCGUGUCGACUCCGACCAAUCUGCCUUCUACCGCUGCAGCAUGGAAGGGUACCAAGACACCCUCUAUGUUCACUCUCUCCGCCAAUUCUACCGUGAAUGCAGCAUCUAUGGGACAAUAGACUUCAUUUUUGGCAAUGGGGCAGCCGUCCUCCAAAAUUGUAAAAUAUUCACUAGAGUACCUCUACCACUACAAAAGGUCACAAUUACGGCCCAAGGCAGGAAAAACCCACAUCAGAGCACUGGGUUUUCAUUCCAAGAUAGCUCUAUUUUUGCUACCCAACCAACUUAUCUAGGGCGGCCAUGGAAGCAAUAUUCUAGGACUGUUUUCAUGAACACUUAUAUGAGUGGUCUAGUCCAGCCAAGAGGGUGGCUCGAGUGGUAUGGGAACUUUGCCCUGGACACUCUGUGGUACGGCGAGUACAAGAACUAUGGGCCUGGGGCAUCGCUUUCCGGGCGGAUCAAAUGGCCGGGUUAUCACGUUAUUCGGAAUGCUGCCACGGCUAGUUUCUUUACUGCCGGGAGGUUUAUCGACGGGCGAGCAUGGCUGCCGGCUACAGGCGUCAGGUUCACAGCGGGUUUGAGCAAUUAAGUCAUUGUAAAUGUUGUAAUUAGUCCAUUUAUCAUAUCAUGUGCUAAUUUUCAAGGUUUUCUAUUGGAAAAGAAUAAGAAAAGAAUUAAGUUACUAAUUAGUUUAAUGCACAUGCAGAUUAUGUCUACGGCCAUUUGCUCAAAUCACAACACAUUAACAACA